GGCCCGCUGUCCGUCAAAAAAGCUCCAACAUCGGCCUUUUUCCAUUUUGCUGAGAGAUUUUAGCGUUAAGCCAGGGAUACUCCUUCUGCUACCACUGCAGUCUCAGCUUCUCAGUCACUCAACGCUCUCUCUCUCUCUCUCUCUCUCUCUCUCUCUCUCAAGCCUCUUGCAGAAAUGCAGAUUGCGUAGGUUUCUGCGGAAACAAUGGCGGUUUCCGGCCAAGAUGCCGGCGGCGGCGGAAGCUCAGGGAGAUCCGUCUUUCACAGUCUGGCCUCCAAAACGCCAAUUAUGGGGCUGAAACUCUACGUCCUGAUCGGAAUAUGCUUUGCGUGCAUAAUCGUAGUCUUUUUCCUGGUUUUCCUUCGUCUUCGUUCGAAUCGAAACUCGAGACGGCGAGGGACGCUGGUUAAGCACGGUUCGGGGUUGUUACCUCUGGUCUCGGAGGAGAUCAUCCAAAUCAAGGGAUCGGAUCUAGCGGAGAAGGGGAAAAUCGAUGGACAUGAGAAGGAGAGAGGUGCGAAUGUCAGGGCGAAGUUGGGGAAAGUGAUUGGGGUUGAGAUCGGGAAAGGGAGUUCAGGAAGCAACGUCUCCGGCGGGAGCCAAAGCGAAACGACGUCGUCGUCGGCGGUGUCGGCCGACGGACCGAACAUCGGGUGGGGCCGGUGGUACAGCUUAAAGGAGCUGGAGGUGGCGACACGAGGAUUUUCGGAUGAGAAUGUGAUCGGUGAAGGCGGUUACGGGAUUGUAUACAGAGGGGUUUUACAGGAUGGCUCGGUGGUUGCGGUGAAGAAUCUUCUAAAUAACAAGGGUCAGGCAGAGAAGGAGUUCAAGGUGGAAGUGGAAGCAAUUGGAAAAGUGAGGCACAAGAAUCUGGUGGGUCUUAUUGGGUAUUGUGCAGACGGUGCUAGAAGGUCGCUUGUGUACGAGUACGUUGACAAUGGCAACCUGGAGCAAUGGCUACAUGGUGAUGUAGGGCCCGUUAGUCCUCUCACUUGGGAUGUUCGGAUGAGGAUUGCAGUUGGGACGGCAAAAGGACUAGCCUAUUUACAUGAAGGACUAGAACCCAAAGUUGUGCAUCGUGAUGUGAAAUCUAGUAAUAUUCUUCUGGAUAGAAAAUGGAAUGCUAAAGUGUCAGAUUUUGGACUGGCUAAGCUUUUGGGACCCGAGAAGAGUUAUGUGACUACGAGAGUAAUGGGAACAUUCGGCUAUGUCUCUCCAGAAUAUGCAAGUACAGGUAUGCUCAAUGAGUGGAGCGAUGUGUAUAGUUUUGGGGUUCUGCUUAUGGAAUUAAUCACAGGAAAGAGCCCAGUUGAUUAUUCAAGAGCACCUGGAGAGAUGAACUUGGUUGAUUGGUUCAAAGGAAUGGUCGCAAAUCGGCGUGGGGAGGAGAUGUUGGACCCCCUGAUUCGAGUGCAGCCUUCUCCAAGAGCAUUGAAGAGAGUGUUGUUGGUCUGCCUUCGCUGUGUGGAUUUGGAUGCUAAAAAACGACCAAAGAUGGGGCAAAUAAUACACAUGCUGGAGGGUGAUGAGUUUCCUUUUCGAUCUGAACCUCGGACAACCAGAGAAACAGCUCCUCUGCGUUCCCAUGCGACUGUUGUUACUGGCAAAGUCUCACGUGCAUCCAAGGAUGAAGCGGGCGGUGACGGGCUGAGAUCAAAAUGGAGAUAAGUAUUUUCUGCUCAAGAAAUGCUGCAUGGAAAGGUAAAAUAUUUUUGUAGCGUGUACAUAAUUUUACAUGGAUCUACGGAGCGGAAUCACAUUGUUGCUUAUCAUUUGUGCUUGAACACAAUUGUUGGUUGUCCAAUAAGUUGAACUUCAUCUUCAAGUCUUACACUUAGCCCUUGUAUAUUGCUGAUUCCCACUAUUGACUAUUCCCAUGAUAUGUGAAGUAUAUUUAACAACACAAACCUAAAAGCCCCUUUAGUUGCGGUUUACUACAUGACUUCAAAUUCUCCAUGUGUUAUAACUAACUCUUAAUUUAAAAUCUUUAACUUGAUUGAAGGUAAAAAAGAAUUGACAAAAUUGUUUGUUUUUUUCCUAAGUUACAAAAAAUUAGUUACAUAUUGUUUGUUAGGCAAAUUUAAGUUCCUGUUGUAGCAUGCCUUUGUAAUUUUCAUUAUUGGUGACCAUUCUAUUCUAUCCAUUUUUUGUUGUAAUAUUUCUGAUGGUAUUUAUUAGGUGCUUUCUCUUUGUGUUAUUAAAUCAUAUAAAAAAAUUUAUCUUCCAAUUGAAAUUUAUUCUAUCGAUAUGUUUAUUAAGGGAGC
Messenger RNA from Diospyros lotus (date-plum), 2264 nucleotides. Its product is annotated as probable receptor-like serine/threonine-protein kinase At4g34500. The coding region runs from base 205 to 1668 and encodes 487 amino acids. The record is from RefSeq and is a predicted model, not a curated record. Lineage: Eukaryota; Viridiplantae; Streptophyta; Magnoliopsida; Ericales; Ebenaceae. Gene Ontology annotation, molecular function: protein kinase activity; ATP binding. Gene Ontology annotation, biological process: protein phosphorylation. The transcript is spliced from 7 exons.